AUAACAUUAAUGAUAACAAAAAUACCUCUAAGAGUAGCUAGAACUCUUCUUCCUUUGAACUAUUCUGGAUUUAGAUUAAAUAUUCCAUAAGCAAUAAUAGAGAAAAGUAUCUAUUGAAACUAAAAUAAGAUCAUUUAUAUCAACUUAUUGAAAGAGGCAUGAUAUUUGAAACUAUGAUUUUAAAGAAUACAUAAUCAAAUCCAGAUUAGACUGAAAUCAAAGGAUUUAAGGUACAAGAUUUCGAAGAUGAAUUAAAAUUAGAAUUAAGUAAAACAGUAGAAAAUGUUUAAAUUUUAAUUUGCAUUGAUUGUUUGAAUAAAGAAGAAUUAUAUGAUGAAGAAUAAUCAGAUUUCUAGAAGUUAGCUGUAUUAAAUGAGACUGAAACUCUAGUUUAAUAUUUCUAAGAUCCUUAUUUGAAUCAUAUACCUUUUAGUAUUUAUCUAACUAAAGGGAAUGGAUUAAUUACUUAUUAUGAAUGUUCAGCUUACAGAAGCAAAGUAAAUAUGACAUUCAUUUAUAUAUAGAUAUAAAUUAAUAUGGUCUAAAUAAUUGAUAAUAUUGAAAAACAUAAACUAAUUCCAAGAAAUGAUAGAGAUAUUACUGAAUAUGAAGGAAAUUAUCAUUGUUUAGAUGAUACUGUAACAAUCUAAUAAUAAAUAAGUUAUAAAAUGACAUUUUAAAUUAUCUGAAGACUUUUGGAAUAGACUCUGAACUUGCAUCGUUUGUGGAAAACCUACAAAGUGAUAGAGAACAAGCUCUGUAUCUGAAAUGGUUAUAAAACAAGCUCAAUUCUCCAUGA
Paramecium sonneborni is the source of this 799-nucleotide messenger RNA. The record is from the annotation of a GenBank genome assembly. Lineage: Eukaryota; Ciliophora; Oligohymenophorea; Peniculida; Parameciidae.